Molecule: messenger RNA, 1642 nt
Organism: Trifolium pratense (red clover)
Lineage: Eukaryota; Viridiplantae; Streptophyta; Magnoliopsida; Fabales; Fabaceae
Exons: 10
Coding region: 68-1642 (524 amino acids)
Source: RefSeq, a predicted model, not a curated record
AAAUAUCCAAAAAGUGAAACUUUACUAUCCAAAGACAUUUCAACCAUUACCAACUUCUUUGCCAACAAUGGAAAACGUACAACCAAGAUUCAAGUCAAACUCAACUUCAAAAUCAACUUCCAGAUCUUCAAAAUCAAUGGGAUCAUUUCGCAUAAGAAUGCCAACACCUGAGGAUAUUGAGAAAUACAAGAACAAAUUUGUAUCUGUGGUUGAUCCUAAAUUGGGAACUAUUUCCAUGCCUGAUGAUUUUUAUAUCAAAUGUCAAACCACUUUUGACAAACACAAUUUUGGUUGGAUUCGAGGACCUAACUAUAAGAAGGCUGUGGUCUUAUAUCAAAAAACUAACACUGGGAUGGUUCUGACAAAUACAUUAAAUGUUUCUAGAACUUUUGGUAUUGUCAAACCAACCAGAGUAAGCUUCAGUUAUGUCCCAGCAGAAAAUCAAUUUUGGAUGCGAAUUUUACCAAACAAUAGAUCUUCUGGAAAAAGAGUUCCAACUGCUGCAGAUAUUGAAAAAUACAGGCACAAAUUUCACACUCAAAUUGACCCUAACUUGGAAACCAUUUCAAUUCCUGAUGAUUUUGUUAAUGAAUGGAAAACUACUUUUGAUAAACACAACUUUGCCUGGAUUAGAGGUCCUAACUACAGAAAUGUUGAGGUCUUCUAUAAACAAACUGACUCUGGGUUGGUCCUUACUGAUUCAUCAGUUGUUUCAAAGUAUUUUGGCUUUGUCAGACCAACCAGAGUUACCUUGAGUUAUGUCGCUGCAGAAAAUAAGUUUUGGAUGAGAAUUUUACCUCAUAAGAUUGUUCCACAAAUUAACAUCAAUGACACUACUGUUCAGCAACCCAAUCAUGAUCCUGCAAAGACUCCAGCCCAGAAUGUGGAGAUUGACAUUGUUCCACAGAUUAACAUCAAUGUCACUAAUGUUCAGCAACCCAAUCAUGAUUCUGCAAACCCUCCAGCCCAGAAUGUGCAGAUUGAACAAUUGUCAGUGGAUAAUAACACAAAUAUGAGGGCUACUCAUGACAGGGAUCAUGCAUCUGAAAUUCCUCCAAGAAUGAACUUGAGUAACAAAGAAGGCAGGCUCUCUUUAAAAAGGAAGCCACUUAAUGGAGAUAAUGUCAUUCAUGAAACUUCUGAUCAAGUUUCUUUAAGGAGAUCAAAAAGAUUGAUUGUUGCCAACAACAAAAUUCAAAUUGAGAAGUUAACAAACACCCAACCAAAGUUGUCAUCAAAAAGAAUGAAACACCAGAAGUUUGUCAGGGCUUCUACCAAAGCUAUGGUUAGUAGGAUUAUAAUUAAAAAGACUGAAUUUGGAUAUGAAUGGACUAAAUUGGUGACUGAAGCAGCAGCUAGAAAAUAUGGAGCUAAAGUUCUGCACAUCCCAAAUGAAAUAUCAAAAAUUGUAUUGAAGCCGAAAUUUGCCAAGAUUUUGAUUGAAGUUCAAAUGAAUGGAGUAACUCUGCUGAGUAUUCCUUGCAAUGUCAUGACUGCCAAGAGAUACCAAUUUGAAAGAUACAUUUCCAAAGAAUGGUCUAAAAUCAUCAAGAAGACCAAUAUUGAGGCAGGUGACAAACUGAUGUUCAAGCUUCAAGAACCUCCAGCAAAAUUGAUGAUUCAACUGAUCAAGGGCAAAUGA